Pseudopipra pipra is the source of this 7383-nucleotide messenger RNA. It is a transcript of the gene NCAPG2, whose product is annotated as non-SMC condensin II complex subunit G2. The transcript has 28 exons. The record is from RefSeq and is a predicted model, not a curated record. Gene Ontology annotation, biological process: mitotic sister chromatid segregation. Gene Ontology annotation, cellular component: nucleus; condensin complex. Lineage: Eukaryota; Metazoa; Chordata; Aves; Passeriformes; Pipridae. Bases 201 to 3668 code for a protein of 1155 amino acids.
CAGGUGUCCCAAAGUGUCCCGGGGUGUCCAAGGGUGUCCCGUCCCAGCGAUCUCGGGGCUGGUGUCUCCUCCGGCGGUGCUGCCGAGCGGCGCGGGCUCCUGUCUCCUGCGCGCGGUUCCUCGCUGGAAGCCCGUCCCGCGGGUCCAUGAGGGUGUCGCCGCUCUGAGGGAGCCCGAGAGCAAGGAAAAACAAUUCCACGAUGAAACGUGAAGAAUUUUUGGAAGUUGUGUCUAAAGAGUCAAUUGAAGACUUCCUGCAUUACACUCAGAAUCCUAAAAAUACAGUUGAUCGUUUUGACUUGAACGAACUCCUUCAAGAAUUGCCAAGGAAAAAAAAGGAAGUGCUAUGGGAGAGACUGACACAGCUGUUGACAGAGAACUUGAUGGAGAGCCCUGUGGAAACGUGGCAGAGGACUGGAGAUGAUAAAAGUGAUGAUCACAUGGAAGUCGAGAGAACUCCAGAAAUUAAACAAACUGUAGCAGUGAUCCAAGGAGUGACAGCUGUCGUGACUGCUUCCAUACCUGCAGUGGAUGAAAAUGUAAACUACAAAGCUCUUCUAGAAUGUGUUUUUAUAUUAAAUGGUAUUCUUCCUGCAUUACCUGCAUCUGAAAAAAUCCUGCAGGAUGGUAUCCAACGUGUAUGUGAAAUGUGGUGGCAGAAGGGACUGGAAGGGAAGGAGCUUCUGGGGAAGACUCUAUUUAUCAUUCUGCUAAGAAAAAGCCUGCAUAAAGCUGCUGUGGGUGCAGAUAUAGUUCGUCUGUGGAAUCUACAUCAGGCAUUACUUUGUUUUGAUUAUGAUUCAGAGGAGAGUAAUGAAGUCAAGGACUUGUUGCUUCAGUGUUUUAUGAGUGUAAAACACAUUAAGAAAGAAGAGGGAAGAAGAUUCCUGAGUUUUUUAUUCAGCUGGAAUAUAAACUUCAUUAGGAUGAUACAUGGAACUGUUAAAAACCAAUUACAGUUCUUUCCAAGAUCCUUGGUGGAAUACAUUGCAGAAGUUUACUUCAGGUCCUGGAAGAAGGUAUCAGGAGAAUUCAUAGAGGAACUGGAACAUAACUGCAUCCAGGAUUUCAUGCAUCAUGGAAUUCAUCUUCCCAGAAGUUCUUCUGUUCAUUCUAAAGUUAGAGAGAUGCUGAGUUAUUUUCAUAAACAAAGUAGAGUUCGUCAAGGAGUGGAAGAAAUGCUCUAUAGAUUGUAUCAGCCUAUCCUUUGGAGAGCACUGAAGGCCAGAAACUCAGAAGUUCGAGCAAACGCAGCAUUUUUGUUUGUUGAUGCUUUUCCUCUUCGGGAUCCCAGUUUUGAUGCUGAAGAGAUGGACAAUGAAAUUCAGAAACAGUUUGAAGAGCUUUUUAGUCUCUUGGAAGAUCCUCAUCCAGUUGUCCGCUCUACAGGGAUCCUUGGAGUUACUCAGAUAACAUCCAGAUACUGGGAGAUGAUUCCUUCAGUAAUUGUUGCUGAUCUUUUAAAAAAGAUAACUGGGGAGCUGGCAUGUGAUGUAUCAUCUGCUGAUGUUCGAUGCUCUGUAUUUAAAUGCCUACCAGUAAUUUUGGACAACAACCUCAGCCAUCCAUUACUGGAACAGCUCCUGCCAGCGACCAAACACAGCCUUCGUGACAACUCGGAGAAAGUGCGCGUGGCUUACGUCGACAUGCUGCUGAAAAUUAAGGCUACCAAGGCUGCUAAGUUCUGGAAUAUCUGUCCCAUGGAGGAUAUUCUGACUCGUCUGGAGGUGGAUUCACGGCCCGUGUCCCGGCGCAUAGUGAACCUCCUGUUCAACUCCUUCUUUCCCACCAACCAACCCGAGGACGUGUGGUGUGAGCGCUGCGUCACUCUCAUCCAGAUGAAUCCAGCAGCAGCCAGAAAGUUCUAUCAAUAUGCUUAUGAAUAUACUGCCCCCACUAAUAUAGCUAAAUUGAUGCUCACCAUUCGGCGCUGCUUGAACGCCUGCAUCCAGAAAGCAAGGAAGGAGAGUCUGGGUGAUAGUGGGGAGGAUGACAAUGAUGAAAGCGAAAAGGAGAACACAAGUGUGUUGGAUAAUGUGUUGUCCAUAAAUGAUGUGGCCAGCAUGGCAAGUUUGUUGGAGAUUAUUGUAAUUCUCUGGAAAAGUAUCUACAAAGCACUAGAACACAAUGCAGAGGUCAAAGAUUAUGCUAUCAGGAAAUUUGCUUCUGUACUUCCUGAAUAUUUUAAAGUAUUUAAGGACGAGCGUUGCAUGACUCCAUUGGUUAUUCUGGCAUCCUUUAUGCCCAUUGCUGCUGUUCCUACAUUCAGCUGUGGUGUGAUUUCCAGACUCAGAAAUAUUAACAGUGGAGCUGACCAAAGCAAAUAUUCUACCCUGAUCGACUGCAUGUGUCGCUGGGGUCAAGUGGGGCAUAUUAUGGAAUUAGCCUGUGAUUGGUUGUCUGACACAGUGACCCCAAGAAAGAGCGUUAAAACAUCUGGGCGCCGAGUGCAGAUCCACGUAACACAGGAAUCAAAACCAGAACUGGCAAUUGAUUACCUUGACUAUUUAUUGACUCAUCCUGUCAAUCGUGACUGCCUCCUUUCUGUUCAUAAAAAGAAACUGAAGAAACUUCUGAAAAUCCUCAGUGCUGCAAAGAGGGUUCUUGGCUCAAUCCUUAGAGGAACUAAUGCAGAUUCUGGUAGCUGGAAUCAAGCAACUAGUCUAAGAGCCUUCAGCCUCUUUUGCAGAUUGAGUAUUCAUCUUCAGCACAAGUUUUCUGGAGAAGGAGAUUGCCUCUCACUUUUGAAGGAGACAGGUGCUUGGAUAGAAAGUCAAGUUGUACCUUUUAUACUGUCAAGUGAUCAAGAGGAUGGUAUUUCAAAACACAGUAGUGUUUCUGAAUUAAUUAUCCAGGCCUACCUGACAGUAUGUAAAGAUGUCAUAAUGGUUGGCCUUGGAAAUCUCACGUUUCAAGCACAUGUUCUAGAUAUGGCUCUUCCCAUUAUACAGACAGAGAGAGGUGGCUUAUGUGCUCCAGUAUUACUGUGUGCUCUAAAAGAAAUUGUUGAAGCUUCUUUAACUCAGAAUACUGAGACAGAUGAAGUGGCAAAUCUUUUCCACACUGUACAGAACGUCUUGCAGAAAGUUUUGGAAUGUGUGGCACAUAGACUCAAGAAACAGCAGGAAGAAGGGAUUCAGUUGAUUCACGCUAUUCAGAUGCCUCUUGGAGAAUUCAUUCACGCACUGCAGUGCUGGCAUUCAUCAUUCCCAGCAGUGCACCAGGGUGUACUCUCCACUCUCCUGGCUGCAGUAGUAGCAGACAUAAAUUGUGUGCUACAGAUGGCUUCCAGUGAAAAAGAUGUCACUAUACCAAGGACUGUUUCAGACCUUCCCCCUCUUUCAAGCAGUUUAAUGGCCAUAAUUAUGAAGUCAGUUAAUGUUGUCAGGUCAUUUUUAAAUGAAUUAAUGGAAUGCAUCCUCUCUGAAGAAAUUAAAGGGAUUUUUAGUCUAACAGCUUCUGUCAGCAUUGUGAUGAUAAUUAAAGGUAAGCACAAACCUGCACUUGUAAAGGAUGUUGCACCUGCCCUUCGAGGGAAGCUGCUGGUGUGCAGUGAGGCCAGCGAGGGAUCCAGCAGCACUGAAAGAUUCCUGUGUGAAUCAUCUCUGAAAAUUUUGGAUGAAUUUUUAAAUCCUUGUCCACGCCAAGGCUUUUGUCAUGCAAAUUAAAGGAAGGAAGACGUAUUGCUUUUUAAAAAAUAUUAUCUUGUAAAAUUAUGAAUAAGCAAAGUUUAUUUUCUGCUAUGCUGUACAUUUAAAGCAAGGAAUAUGUAUAAAGGUGUGUAUAAAUAUUAUGAAAUAGUAAAGACUGCUCAAAAGCUGCAAAGAAGUUAUUCUGUAUAAAAGUGUCUUUGUGGGAGGAAUAUAAAAUCAGUAUUUUUGUAUCUUUUUUUUUGAAAAACAAAAUUAAUUGUAUCAUAGAUAUUCUGAGACUGAGGUACCACUUCAGUCCCUGGGAAAACUGCAGAGCAUACUCCUAGAGGUUUUGGAAAUUAAUUUUAUUUCAAAACAUGGGUGGGACAAAAUGGUGAUUGGGAAUAGCUAUUCUACCUAACCAGCCACAUUUCCCUUCCUUUUGUGGGAGAAGAGAGGGCAGAGAAUGUCAUGUUUCCUGUCCUUAGCAAAGACUUUUACACAAUCUUAUAUAGAUCCUUACAGCCAAAUUGGAGAAAGAUGGGAUGGAUGUAUAAACAUAGAAGAUGGGUGGACAACAUGCUGGACCAACGGACUUGAAGGAUAACACAGCCUGGAGUGAGAUUUAAAGGUGGUUGCUGUGGCUUUCCUCAGGGCAGACACUGGUGCCACUGCUACUUAACACUUCCAUGAAGAGCUUGGGCAAUGGAUGAACUGCAGCCUUGGGCUCUUGGCAGAUGACACCAGCUUGGGAGCACUGGCUGAUCCCCAGGGCUGGGUUGUUCCACUCAGUGGGAUCCUGACAAGCUGGGCUGAGGAUCAGCCAGUCUCAUGACGUUCAGUGAAGAACACGUGCUCUUCUACCCACAAGGGGCUGAUCCUGCACACCAGUGUAGGCACAGGGGAAAGGGCAGCUCAUUGUGUCUGCACCUGCCUGGAUGAGGACUAAGAAAAGACUUUUCCCAGAGGUGCACAUGAAGAGAAUAUGAGGCAACUGAACCAACUUGCAGCAAGAGAAUUUCUCGUUGGAUGUAAAAAACAGUCAUUAUGAGAGUGAAUUGAAACAGGAAAUGGAACUGGAACAGGUUACUCAGGAAGGCUAUGGAAUACCCAUCUAUGGGGGUAUUCAUCCUUGGAGAAGUGCAGGACUUGACUGACAAGGGGGGCUCUGGCCAUGCAUUGUGGCCACACAACCCCAUGGAGCACUACAGGUUGGGGACAGAGUGGCUGCAGAGCAGCCGGGCAGAAAAGGAACUGGGGUGCUGACUGACAGCAGCUGAACAUGAGCCAGCAGUGUGCCCAGGUGGCCAAGAAGGCCAAUGGCAUUCUGGCCUAGAUCAGGAACAGUGUGGCCAACAGGACCAGGGAAAUGAUUCUUCCCCUGUACUCAGCGCUGGUGAGGCCACACCUGGAGUGCUGUGUCCAGUUCUGGGCCCCUCAGUUCAGGAAGGACAUUGAGGUGCUGCAGUGUGUCCAAAGAAGGGCAAUGGGGCUGGUGAAGGGACUCGAGCACAAGUCCUAUGAGGAGAGGCUGAGGGAGCUGGAGUUGUUCAGCCUGGAGAAGAGGAGGCUCAGGGGAGACCUCGUCACUCUCUACAACUCCCUGAAAGGAGGUUGUAGCCAGGUGGGGUUGGUCUCUUCUCCCAGGCAACCAGCAGUAGGACAAGAGGACACAGUCUUAAAAUGUGUCAGGUGAUGUUUAGGUUGGACAUUAGGAGGAAUUUCUUCACAGAAGGAGUGAUUGGGCAUUGGAAUGGGCUGCCCAGGGAGGUGGUGUAUUCACUGUCCCUGGAGGUGUUUAAGAAAAUACAGGAUGUGGCACUUAGUGCCAUGGGCUAGUUGACAAGGUAGUGUUGGGUCAUAGGUUGGACUCAAUGAUCUCAGAGGUCUUUUCCAACUUAAGUGAUUCUAUGAUUCUCUGUCAUAGCUUUGGAAUUAGCCCUGCUUUAGCUGGAGAUUGGACCAGAUUCUCUCCUGAGCUUCCUCCUAACUUGAAUAUUUGUGUGAUUCAGUGCCUGGUACAGUGGAGGGGAAAUGCCCUAGCUAUUAAACAUAGACUUGACUAAUAUAUAAAUUGCUUUAUAUUUAACUAUUUUUAUAAAUUAUAGCUAUUUUUAUCAAUUAAUAUUAAUGAUGCAGUUAAUGCAGACAUCUAAGCCAGUUAUUUAAUUUCCUUCAUGCAACCAGAUGCUCUUCUAAGACCGAAUGCCGAUUGCACAGUAUUAGUUUGCCUUAACAGAGAUACAUGUAAAUAACCUGUCUGAGCUCAUGGGGUGGUUCAGCCCCAGCCAGAAGCCAGGCACCACACAGCUGCUCCCUUGCUGCCACCACCCCUCCUGGGAUGGAGGCAGAACUGUAAGGAUAAAAGUCAGAAAGAAACUCACGGGUUGAGAUAAAAACAGUUUAAUAAUUAAGAAAAAAUAAGAGUAUUUUUUUAAAUUUUAAGGAAAAGAGAGGAAAAAAGGGGAAUAAAACCACCCAGCCAGUGCCUAAGCAGCGGCUCCCCUGCAUUUUUGCCUUCAGUUUAUUGCUGACCAUGAUGUCCCAUGGUGUGGGACGUCCCUUGGGUCAGUUGGAGUCAGCUGUCCCAGCUCUGUCCCCUCCCAACUCCUUGUGCACCCCCGGGCUCCUUGGGGUGGUGUGAGAAGCAGAGAAGGCCGUGGUGCUGUGUAAGCCCUGCUCAGCACUGGCUAACACAUCCCUGUGUUAUCAGUACUGUUUCCAGCACAAAUCCAAAACACAGCCCCGUAGCACCUACCGUGAAGAAACUUAUCUCAGCCAGAACCAGCACAGCUCCUAAUGCCAUAGUUUUGUCUGUUUUAGAAGGAGAUUUAAUAGGAACCUCCAGAAAACAAUUCAGCCACAAAUUGAAAUAGCAUUUGGUGACCAGCUUAGACCUGGACAUGUAACACUUGGUUACCUGCAAUGAAGUGAAGUGGUUCUCAGUGUGGGCCUGUGCCAAUGGAUAUUGAGGUCUCCAACGUUACUGAGUGGCACUGAAACAGGAGUUAACCAGUUUGGCCAAAUUCAGACAGGCUCCUCACUCUUGAUUAAGAUCAGUGCACAGAGCUGUACCCCCAUCUGUCUAAACAGGCGUCUGCUGAGCUGGUUUUCUUUCUCUGGUAAGAGAGUGUAAGAUUAUUUUCAAGGAUCUGCUCUGUCAACUGCAAUGAAUUACCUUCAUCCUGGUUUUCGUCAGGUCCUUACUUGACCUUGGUACAUAAAACUUCCCUACUGGAUAAAAGCUGAUUUAGCUGGAAUGUUGAUAUUUAAAAGCAAUAAGAUUCUUAAUAAACAACAGUCAAGCUUUGCAACAGGACAGUCAGUAUGUGCAUGGAUUCACGAGUUCCAGAUUUACCUCAUCCCCAACAGUGGCCUUACCAAAAGGACUAAUCCUGCCCCAGCAGGAAGCUGCAGUUCUGCCAAUUGUUUAUCUAUCAGCAUCUUUAUAAAAACUGUGUUCUUUGGCCUUCAUUCUUCUACAUCUGUUAACAGGCAGGUGUUCCGGUAAUGACCUUUUAAAUCUUCUGAUUAUACAAAUUACUUAAUGAAUAUGUAAAUAAGUUCCUUUUUUUCUGCUUCUCAGUCUCUCAGUAUUUGCUCAUAUUAUUAGAUGAUAAAAGAAUCCAAAAUUACUGCCUUGUUUUUCCUCAGUGUAUAAUUUUGCUUUUUCAGUUUUCAUGGGAUUCAUGUACAGAUGUAAUAUCCCUGCAUCUGAAAGAAAUAAAGGUCCUUCCAUCAACAUCAGAAA